AUGGAGGCUCAUCUUCAGCAUAAAAAACUUGCUCUAGAAAAGGAUAACGCAGCAGAAUUCAUGAAAGCUCUGGAUAAUCUACUUGAGACUGAUUGCAUCACAAUGGAUGAGUAUUUGAGCAUUAGUAUAAAAGCUUCAGAGAUGCCUGGUUGGCAGAAAUUGAUUAUUGAGAAGGCUACAAGGAAGUGGGUUUUAUGUAGAAAAGGGAAGCACCUAAAUACAGGCAAGUGCCCCGAUGGAAUUGACGUGAUGGAUACAGGCGGGGAUAAUGGUUCAGAUUUCAUGAUUUUUAUGAAUAUUAUUAGUCAGAAAGCACCGAGUCAAAUAUGUCGUGAUGGUAAAACCAAGUGCUUGGAUAUGGAUCGUUCCCUGGCCAUGAGAUUGACUCCCAAAAGAGGUGUUAAGACCCCUGUAGCCGCCAAGAAAAAGACGGUAAAUUUUGUGAAGCAACUUAAAAAGGCUAAGCGGCGUGUACGCCCGAAGUACAAGAAGUCAAUUUUAACGGGAAAGGCUUUCACCCAAGAUCUGUUAGAAGGAAAUCCGAGGAAUAUGUACAACCUAUUGAGAAUGACUAAGGCUCCUUUUAUUCAAUUAUGCAAUGAAUUCCGAGCCAAAGGACUUUUAGAGGAUAGAAAGUAUUUAGAAGUAGAGGAGAAGAUGGCAAUGUUUCUAUACACAAUCGGGCACAAUUGUAGGAAUCGUGUAAUUUUAUAUCACUUUCAACAUUCAGGUGAAAAAGUUAGUAAGUAUUUUCAUGAAGUGUUGACUGCUAUGAAGAAAUGGUCUGCUGAAGUCCUAGUUCCUCCACCAAAUGUAUUUGAUAAGCCAGCUAUAACUAAAAGGAAUAAAUGUCUUAGAGAAUGUGCUUUCAAAGGUGUUGUUGGUGCAUUGGAUGGCACUCUAAUUAGUGUCAUCAUUCCAGUCGAGAAGCAAACACCGUAUAGAGGAAGGGGAAGAGGAGAAUGUAGUCAAAACGUGCUUGCGAUAUGUGAUUGGGAUAUGUACUUUUUGUAUGUAGUGGUUGGAUGGGAAGGCACUGCUCAUGACUCGAGAGUGUUGACCGAGGCAGUGCGUGAUCCAUCUUUCAAGUUUCCUCUACCUCCACCAGGAAAAAUAAACUGUGCUGCCAUUAUAACAUUCAGUCCAAGUAUUUUCCAUCUUAGGCUAGUACCUCCAAUAGCAAAAGAGGAGAAGUUUAAUCAAGCCCAUGCUCGAUUGAGGAAUGUGAUUGAGAGAGCAUUCGGGGUAUUGAAAGUAAGAUUUCCCGUCUUAAGUAAAAUGCCUUCUUACUCAUUUGAGACUCAAAGAGAUAUCGUCAUUGCUUGCAUGUCAAUACAUAACUUUCUACGUCGUAAUGCAUUGGAUGAUUGGCUAUUUAAAGAUUAUGAGAAUGAGACAGGUGGAAGUCGAAGUGGAAGCGGAAACGGAAGAAAAUGCACCUCGUCUGUUUGGACGAAAAACUUACGUGAUGAGAUAGCUAGCCUCCUUUAG
Papaver somniferum (opium poppy) is the source of this 1491-nucleotide messenger RNA. RefSeq lists its product as uncharacterized. The transcript has 8 exons. Bases 1 to 1491 code for a protein of 496 amino acids. The record is from RefSeq and is a predicted model, not a curated record. NCBI's taxonomy places the organism in Eukaryota, Viridiplantae, Streptophyta, Magnoliopsida, Ranunculales, Papaveraceae.